CCGAGAAGACACGCGCAGUUUUUAGCGGACAGCUUUGCAGCUGAAGCAGGUCCAGUGUAGAGAACAGAGCUUUAGAGGGACUUUACGGAGCUGGGCUGCUGGGAAAGGGACCAACGCAGAGUUUUAGUGGAGCAGCUACGUGUUAUUGAGCCGCGGUGCUGAAAUAGCCCGAGAGUUGAAGACAGGACGGUUUAAGUCUUGAGCUUUGGUGCUGAAAGAGUGGUGGACAGCUCUGCUGCUGAACCAGAAGACAAGGCAGCUUUAGAGGAGUUUGUAGCGCAGAAAGUGAUCUUCGUUAGUGCUCCGUGGUUCUGAAACAGGUUAAGGACACUUUAAAUGGGCAUCUGCCGUACUGAAAUAGAUCCCUGUCAUCGUAGACUCGGUUUCAGUGCUGAAAUAGACGUAGCGUAGCUGUUGCAGACCAGUUUUAACGCGCGUUGGGCGGACAGCUCCAUGGUGCUGAACCCAGUUCAGCCGCACUUUUGCCGGACAGCUCCGUGGUGCUGAAACAAACGCUCUAUCUCAGUGAAGAGAGGCUCAAUCUCUUUAGUGGACAGCUCCGUGUUUCUGAAACGAGCCCGCAGCUCUAGCGCGUUCUUUCUCUCACCCAACACAAAGACAGCAAAGCAGACCCACCACAAUGGAGAGGAUCUCUUGGACACUUUUCCUACUGUCCCUCAUUCUCCUGGAGGUCUCCAUGCAAGAUUUUGGGCAGACGCAGUUCAUCUGCACCUCGGUGCCGAAGGACAUGGACCUGUGCGCCGCCGCCAUGCAGAACAGCGGACCGGCUGAGGACCUGAAGACCACCGUGAUGCAGCUGAGGGAGACAGUGCUGCAGCAGAAAGAGACCAUCAUGAACCAGAAGGAAACCAUCCGAGAGCUGACGAGCAAACUGAACCGGUGCGAGGGCCAGAGUGCUCCAGAGCCUGGGACCGGAGGAGGGAGGAGGAAAGAGCAGGGCAAGAACACCAUGGGGGACGUUUCGCGAGGCGCAAGUGACACUUUGGCUCAACUGGGGCAGACUUUGGCUACACUGAAACAAAGGCUGGAGAACUUGGAGCAAUACAGCCGGAGUAACGGCACAGCGCAGGCGAACAGCCUGAAGGAUCUGCUGCAGAACAAAAUCGACGACAUGGAGAAGCAGGUGCUGUCCCGCGUCAACACACUGGAGGGGGGCAAACCGGGCCAGAGAAACGAUACGGAUCAGAGGAACAAAGUGGAGUCCACGCUCACCUCUCUACACCACCGCAUCACUGAUCUGGAGAAAGGACCUAAAGGUAACAAACUGUUGGACAAGUUCCAGCUGACCUUUCCUUUACGGACGAACUACAUGUAUGCUAAAGUGAAGCGGAGCUUGCCGGAAAUGUACGCCUUCACGCUCUGCCUGUGGAUCAAAUCUAAUGCCUCCCCAGGGGUGGGCACGCCCUUCUCCUACGCCGUCCCGGGACAGGCUAAUGAGCUGGUGUUGAUAGAGUGGGGGAACAACCCCAUGGAGAUCCUCAUCAAUGACAAGGUGGCCAAACUGCCUUUCCUCAUCAAUGAUGGGAAAUGGCACCACAUGUGCAUCACAUGGACCACGCGGGAUGGAGUGUGGGAGGCGUUUCAGGACGGAGUCCUCCGCGGGAAUGGAGAGAACCUAGCUCCAUAUCACCCCAUCAAACCACACGGAGUGCUGGUGUUGGGCCAAGAGCAGGACACUCUGGGUGGAGGCUUUGAUGCCACACAGGCGUUUGUAGGAGAGCUGGCCAAUUUCAACAUCUGGGACAAGAAGCUGUCAUCCUCUGAGAUCUACAGCCUGGCCACCUGUAACAGCAGAGCACCAUCCGGCAACGUGCUGUCCUGGUCUGAGACCAACAUCGACGUGUUCGGUGGAGCCACCAAGUGGACUUUCGAGCCUUGCCGUCAGCCCAACUGAACUGCAGCCUGAAAGAGAAAGAAAAGAAAACAAAACAAACACAAAAAACAAAAAAGGCCAUCUGAGACUCCUUGCUUUUGUCUUUCUUGUCUUCAUUUUGACGUUAACAACAACACCAAUAAAAAAGAGAACAGUCCUUUAAUAAGUUACUAAGUUGAAUAAGAGUUAAGCAAGGAUUUCUAUGAAUACUUAUGAAUAUUUAUGUGCAAAAUAAAAAAAAAAAGUCAUCGUUCAUUGUUGGAAAGCGCAGUGAGACAGUGUUGCUGUUGGUUGCUUUUUUUUGUAAAAAAAACAAAAACAAA
Messenger RNA from Pygocentrus nattereri (red-bellied piranha), 2217 nucleotides. Its product is annotated as neuronal pentraxin-1. The coding region runs from base 641 to 1915 and encodes 424 amino acids. Lineage: Eukaryota; Metazoa; Chordata; Actinopteri; Characiformes; Serrasalmidae. The record is from RefSeq and is a predicted model, not a curated record. The transcript is spliced from 5 exons.